This is a messenger RNA of Microstroma glucosiphilum, 999 nucleotides long. RefSeq lists its product as hypothetical. Gene Ontology annotation, molecular function: metal ion transmembrane transporter activity. Gene Ontology annotation, biological process: zinc ion transport; transmembrane transport. The record is from RefSeq and is a predicted model, not a curated record. Bases 1 to 999 code for a protein of 332 amino acids. Lineage: Eukaryota; Fungi; Basidiomycota; Exobasidiomycetes; Microstromatales; Microstromataceae. The transcript has 2 exons. Gene Ontology annotation, cellular component: membrane.
AUGCGAUCCAGCUCAGUGAUAGCGCCCAAGGGACUCGAGGAAGCAACGAAGCAGAAUUCCAGUCAUGGACUGAGUCGAUUUGAUGGUCUGCCAGUCUCACCUACCGAUACCACUACUCUUGCGGUGGUGCAGUCGCCGAACAGGGGUGGGUUUGGGGCAAUAGAUCGAUCACCACCUUCAUCUCCGCAUGGGCGUUCCUCUAGAAGUGGCCGAGGCGGCUCCUACAACAGCGGUAGUGCCGGAAGCGAUGGCAGUGGAGGAGGGGGUCUAGGACUCUCACCAUCAAGAGGUCUCCGGCGAGCCUUUACCUCCAUCGCAGGUCUGAUCAUCCAUGCCGCCUGCGAUGGAAUUGCCAUGGGAGCUAGCUCUGCCAGCAAAGACGAGGGACUGAAGUUAGUAGUCGUGGGAGCAAUCAUGAUUCACAAGGCGCCGGCAGCUUUUGGACUUUGCUCACUGCUACUGUCACAACGUCUGUCGCGGAGUGAUAUCAGACGAGCGAUGGGGAUCUUCAGUCUUGCGACCCCUUUGGGUGCUUUGACCACCUACCUGCUCCUCUCCGUCUUCUUCACAACAGAGCCCUCCUCGGCCUCAGCCCUCCUCACUCCAGACUCAACUUUCACAGCUACCCACGAAGGCGGCAGCGGCGGUGGUGGCAUUUCAGGCAAGCACGUAGGGACCGCCCUGACCUUUUCAGCCGGUUCCUUCCUAUUUGUCGCCCUAGACGCCGUGCAUGAGUUAGCGAGCCACAGUGCGGAUGUACACACGGUGCAUCUUCCCAUUGGCUCGGCUUCGGGCGCAGGCGUGACGCAAUCGGCCGCAGGGGAAGGAGGAGAGGGGAGUGAAGACGAGCUGGACGAGGGAGAUGAGCGACGCUCUGGCGUGCGGAUGACAAUUGCAGUGGAGAGACAGACGCUGGGUCGCGCGGGGCGCAUACUGGUGCUUCUGGUAGGAGCGAUCCUACCUAGAAGUCUGCAGAUGCUCUUUGGGCAUGGCCAUUGA